ACACACACACACACACGUCUCCUCACUCCUCCUCCUCCAGUCAGCUCCUUCCUUCACUUUUUCCCCUUGCUUCGUCCCACUGAGGGAAAAUGGAACGUCUGAGCAGGACCAUGUCCUCUUUAGGGUUUUUUCUGUUGCUGGUCUUUGGAUGGACACAUAGCCAGAAGACUAACCAUACCAGGCCGGUGUUUAAAUGUGGAGGGACUCUGACUGGAGACUCGGGCUUCGUGGGCAGUGAGGACUUUCCUACAUACUACAAACCAAACAGCAAGUGCACUUGGUACAUCACUGUCCCAGAAGGCAAUGUAGUCACGCUCUCCUUCAGGAUUUUUGACCUCGAGGCCGACACUCUGUGCCGAUAUGAUUUUGUGGACAUAUAUAACGGUCAUUCAAACACGGCAGAGAAGUUGGGUCGCUUUUGCGGGACGUUUCGACCUGGCACCAUCAUCUCCACCUCCAACACUAUGAUGCUGCAAAUGGAGUCAGAUUCAGGAACCGGAGGGCGUGGCUUCCUCGCCCAAUUUAUUGGAGCAAAACCACACCUGAAUGAGCAACAGUUCUGUGGUGGAAAGAUGACAAAACCACAAGGCAGCAUCAAAACGCCCAACUGGCCCGAGAAAAAUUACCCACCAGGCAUCAGUUGCUCAUGGCUCAUCACUGUGGAUCCAGAUAAGGUUAUUGAAGUGAAGUUCAAUAAGUUCGAUGUGGAGCGUGACGUGUAUUGCCGCUUCGAUUAUGUGGUGUUUUAUAACGGGGGAGAUAGGGACGACUCCAGACGCAUCGGAAAAUACUGUGGUGACAAGGCACCCGAGCCCUUCGUGACCAACAGUAAUGUUCUCCUGGUCCAGUUCGUGUCUGACCAGAGUGUCACCUCUGACGGCUUCCUUGCCACGUAUUUCAGUGUCCCAAGUGGACAUACUAUCCAGCCAGGAUCCCAUGUGCACUCAUUACCCACAGUCCCACAACUCGCCCCGUCCCCGUCCCCCAAACCCGUCACCACGACAACUACGACUACUACCACAGCUGCACACAAACGCCAACCAGUCAAUCCCAACCAUCCGGCCAAACCUCCGAAUCGCAGACCAGAAUCAGGACGAAACCCUCUGUGCCCUCAAAAGUGUAAGCGAGCUGGCAGCAUAAAGAUGAGUUUCUGCAGCAGUCAGUUUGUGAUCACGGGGACCAUAACGGCGUCCUCUUUGGCUUCUCAGGGCCGCCUGGUGGCCACCGUCUCCAUCAUUAAGGCUUAUAAAGAUGGAGGACUGACCAUCAGUCAAGUUGGAAAGACGAUGACUGUUAAAAUGGUGCUCAACUGCAGGACAUGUCCAGUAAUACGCAGAGGCCAAAACUACAUUCUGAUGGGUCAGGUGGAUGAAGACGGGCAUGGCAUUCUCCCUGCAGGAAGUUUCACGGCCCUGUACAAACCGUCACAUCACAAAAUCCUCACCGGCCUCAACAAUCGGCCGUGCGAAUCUCCGAGGCGAAACAUAUAACAGCAAGAAAACAGAACAGGCCAAAAAAAAGCCAAACCCACAAACAAACAUGUGACAAUCAAACAUGAACGAAUUGGUAGAAAAGAUUCCAUAAAAAAGCAACAAUCAGGCAUAAAAGUAGUGUCAGUGUGUUAGUCGCCAUUAUUCUGUGUUCAAUAGCACAGGAUUUUAUCUCUCAGCCUGUGUGUUUUGGCAAAGUUUAGUUUUGUAUUAUUGUGUUUUUCACCCCUUUAAGGCCUUCACAUACAAUUAUAAGGAGCAAGAACUCGUAUUUAAAAAAAAUAUAACAUUUGGUUUGCUAUUUUCAAAUUGUGUUUAAUGUAAAUGUUAGCGAAUUAGUGCACUAGCUAGUUAGCUAACGUGUAAGCAAGCCGACAGCAUGCAAACUUUUCAUAAACACUUCUUAGUGACUAGGAGAAGUGGACAAGAGCACAUUAAAAACAGUACUGUAAGACAGGAAGGGUCUGCGAUCUUACUUCCAAUUUGGAGCAGCUGCACACACUAAACCAAAACGAUUUCACGGCAACAUAUAGAGGAACAUGCCACCUUAUUGACGUUAUAUACUUGAAGAUGUCAUACAGUGUAUUCGUAAUUUAUGAUGUCAUCAAAUAAAGGUUUAUCACAUCA
Neoarius graeffei (lesser salmon catfish) is the source of this 2117-nucleotide messenger RNA. RefSeq names its product procollagen C-endopeptidase enhancer a (gene pcolcea). Lineage: Eukaryota; Metazoa; Chordata; Actinopteri; Siluriformes; Ariidae. The transcript has 9 exons. The record is from RefSeq and is a predicted model, not a curated record. Gene Ontology annotation, molecular function: protein binding. Bases 90 to 1490 code for a protein of 466 amino acids.